UGACGUUACGGAUGUGGAGCUAAGAGCUUUCGGCAGCUGUAAGGUGAGCGGCAUAUGGUAGUGGGUAGGUACGAUAAAUAUCUACUUUGGACUAUCCAUCAGACACUUCACAAUAGGAGACCCGAUACCCUACAUCUUGUUUCGUAGAUCACCUUCCAUAGGCAAGACGAACCAUCAAGAUGCUCUCAAAUUUAGCAUGGAAGGCCGAACAGGCGAUCGGCAACGACACCAACGCUGUCACCGCCCAGGACGUGACCAACCCCGGCCUGAAGCGUGAGCAAUGGGGCGACCCAAGUGUCAGCAUGAAGGCACUGGUGUGGAUGGGCAAGAACAAGGUACAGAUGGUCGACACGCCCAAGCCCAAAGUCAUCGAAGACCGCGAUGUCAUCCUCAAGGUCACCGGCAGCACCGUCUGCGGCUCCGACCUCCAUCUCCUCCACGGCUCCGUCAUCGAGCUUCAGCAAGGCGACAUCCUCGGCCACGAAUUCUGCGGCAUAGUAGACGACAUGGGCUCCGCAGUGACGAAGUUCAAGAAGGGUGACCGCGUCGUUGCCUCCUUCCAAAUCGCAUGCGGGAAAUGCUACUACUGCGACAAGAAGUGGUCAUCGAUGUGCGAGAAGACCAACGCCAACACGAUUGAGAACGCAAUGUACGGCGGCCGGACCGCAGGCAUGUUCGGGUACUCCCAUUUCACCGGCGGCUUCGCAGGCGGCCAGGCCGAGUACGUCCGCGUCCCCAUCGGCGAUGUCAACCUCCUCAAGCUUCCCGACGAUGUCCCGGACGAGAAGGGCCUCUACCUCUCCGACGUCAUCUCCACCUCCUGGAACUGCGUCGUCGACACCGGUGUCAAGGAAGGCGACGUCGUCGCCAUCUGGGGCGCGGGUCCCAUCGGACAGAUGUGCAUCGACUUCGCCUUCAUGAACGGCGCCAAGCGCGUCAUCAUCAUCGACAACGUGCAGUGGCGCUUGGACCUGUGCAAGGAGAAGUCACCGCGCGUCGAGACGGUCAACUUCGGCAAGCUCUCCGGCGCCAAGGCCGUCGUGAGCAAGUUGAAGGAGAUGUGCGACGGUCGCGGCCCGGACGUCGGGCUCGAGUGUGUCGCCGGCGAGUACCCCAAGACCACCCUCCACGCCAUCGAACUCGCCACGGGCAUGGAGACCGACACCCCGGAGAUCCUCAACGAGAUGAUCGAAUCCGUGCACAACUUCGGCCGCGUCGGGAUCACGGGCGUCUACGUCGGCUACACGAACCACUUCAACAUCGGCUCGCUGAUGGAGCGUGGCAUCCGCUUGAUCGGCAACGGCCAGGCGCCCGUGCAUCUGUACUGGGAGGACCUGUUGAAGAAGAUCCAGAGCGGCGAGAUUGACCCGCUGCGGAUGGUGAGCCAUCGCGUGCGCGUGGAGGAUUUGGAUAAGGUGUAUUAUAAGUUUGAUAAGAAGGAGGAUCAUAUGCAGAAGGUUUAUGUGGAGACCAAGUUCUCCGCGCCGCCGUGUAAGGGGAGCCCCGAGUUGACGAAGUUUUAGGGGGGGUCGAUGAUGGAAUGUGUGAUUCAAAUGUGGUAGACGAGAUACUCCUGCAUGAGACAACUAGGCUAAGGUACUGCUGAAGCCAUGCGAGGUCAUUGUCCGAUUGCGCGAUGUCACACGCUGCGCCAUUCAACACGUCCGUAACGCCUGAGCAUGCUUGGAACGCCACAAUGUCAUCUAACGGCAACAUCGUUCCGCCAUCUUCAUGUUGGAAAGACUUUCGGACAUGCCUCAGAGAAGGCCGCUGAACACGACCUUUACGAUGACUUAGAACCCUUCCGCUGCGCCAAACCAUGCGGUGAGCGACAGUAUACUCGGGAGCGGCUUCAAUAGUAGCCGUAUCCGCCAUAUCCGCCAUAGCCUCCGUACCCACCGUACCCUCCGUACCCACCACCGUAACCGCCGUACCCGCCACCGUAGCCUCCGUACUCGCCAUAACCGUACCCGGAGCGCGACGCGUAUGGGUUGCUGUAGCCGCCCU
Molecule: messenger RNA, 2007 nt
Organism: Baudoinia panamericana UAMH 10762
Lineage: Eukaryota; Fungi; Ascomycota; Dothideomycetes; Mycosphaerellales; Teratosphaeriaceae
Exons: 2
Coding region: 180-1523 (447 amino acids)
Molecular function (GO): oxidoreductase activity; zinc ion binding
Source: RefSeq, a predicted model, not a curated record